Messenger RNA from Triticum aestivum (bread wheat), 3465 nucleotides. Its product is annotated as protein STABILIZED1. The transcript is spliced from 2 exons. Lineage: Eukaryota; Viridiplantae; Streptophyta; Magnoliopsida; Poales; Poaceae. Gene Ontology annotation, cellular component: nucleus; catalytic step 2 spliceosome; U4/U6 x U5 tri-snRNP complex. Gene Ontology annotation, biological process: positive regulation of primary miRNA processing; spliceosomal tri-snRNP complex assembly; mRNA splicing, via spliceosome. The record is from RefSeq and is a predicted model, not a curated record. Gene Ontology annotation, molecular function: protein binding. The coding region runs from base 130 to 2997 and encodes 955 amino acids.
CGGCAAAGGCCGGUCACGCCCUCUCCCAAUCUCCCCCGACCCAACCCAUCUGCUCCGCCGCCGCUCUCCCCGCUCCUCUCCUCCCUCCAGAUCGCCCCGUCCUUCUCCCGCCUCUCCCUCCUCGGCGACAUGAGCGGCCCCGCCCCGACCCCGCCGCCGCCCCCUCCUCCGGCGGCGGCGCCCGCCCGUCCCGUGCGCUACGACUUCCUCAACUCCAAGCCGCCCCCCAACUACGUCGCGGGUCUCGGCCGUGGCGCCACCGGCUUCACCACCCGUUCCGAUAUCGGGCCGGCCCGCGCUGCCCCGGACCUCCCAGAUCGCUCCGCCGCCGCGGCUGCUCCUCCCGCUGUCGGGCGCGGCCGCGGGAAGCCCCCCGGCGAGGACGAAGGCGGUGAUGAAGGCGGCGACGAGGAGAAGGGAUACGACGAGAACCAGAAGUUCGACGAGUUCGAGGGCAACGAUGCCGGCCUCUUCUCCAACGCCGACUACGACGAUGAUGACCGCGAGGCUGAUGCUGUCUGGGAGAGCAUCGACCAGAGGAUGGACCUGCGCCGCAAGGAUCGGCGCGAGGCGCGGCUCAAGCAGGAGAUUGAGAAGUACCGUGCGUCCAACCCCAAGAUCACCGAGCAGUUUGCUGAUCUCAAGAGGAAGCUGGCUGAUGUGUCCGUGCAGGAGUGGGAAAGCAUACCUGAAAUUGGGGAUUACUCGGCGCGCAACAAGAAGAAGCGUUUCGAGAGCUUUGUCCCGGUGCCGGACACUCUGCUUGAGAAGGCCCGGCAGGAGCAGGAGCAUGUCACAGCGCUGGACCCCAAGAGCCGUGCGGCUGGUGGCACUGAGACACCGUGGGCUCAAACUCCGGUUACCGACCUGACUGCCGUGGGUGAGGGCCGCGGUACUGUGCUUUCGCUGAAAUUGGACAGGCUGUCAGAUUCAGUUUCUGGGCUUACUGUUGUUGAUCCAAAGGGAUACCUUACAGACUUGAAAAGCAUGAAAAUUACUAGCGAUGCUGAGAUCUCUGACAUUAAGAAGGCGAGACUGCUGCUCAGGUCUGUGACGCAGACAAACCCAAAGCAUCCUCCAGGUUGGAUUGCUGCUGCCAGGCUUGAAGAGGUUGCUGGCAAGCUCCAGUCUGCUCGGCAGCUCAUUCAGAGGGGCUGUGAGGAGUGCCCCAAGAACGAGGAUGUGUGGUUCGAGGCAUGCCGGUUGGCUAGCCCAGACGAGUCAAAGGCUGUAAUUGCCAGGGGUGUGAAGGCAAUUCCCAACUCUGUGAAGCUGUGGCUGCAGGCUGCAAAACUAGAGAGUAGUGAUUUGAACAAGAGCAGGGUUUUAAGGAAGGGAUUGGAGCACAUUCCUGAUUCAGUUAGGUUGUGGAAGGCUGUUGUGGAGCUGGCGAACGAGGAGGAUGCACGGAUGUUGCUUCACAGGGCUGUGGAGUGCUGCCCACUUCAUGUUGAGCUGUGGCUUGCCCUAGCAAGGCUCGAGACAUAUGACCAGGCAAAGAAGGUGCUUAACAAGGCCAGGGAGAAGCUCAACAAGGAACCUGCCAUUUGGAUUACAGCUGCAAAGCUGGAGGAGGCUAAUGGGAACACCCAAUCUGUAAGCAAGGUGAUUGAGAGAGGUAUAAGAUCUUUGCAGAGAGAAGGGUUGGAUAUUGAUAGGGAGGCAUGGCUAAAGGAAGCCGAAGCGGCAGAGCGUGCUGGAUCUGUGCUUACUUGCCAGGCUAUUGUGAAGAGCACUAUUGGAGUUGGGGUUGAUGAUGAGGACCGGAAGCGAACAUGGGUUGCUGAUGCUGAGGAAUGCAAGAAACGUGGUUCAAUUGAGACAGCUCGGGCCAUCUAUGCACAUGCUCUUAGUGUGUUUGUUGCCAAAAAGAGUAUAUGGCUUAAAGCGGCGCAGCUUGAGAAGAGCCAUGGGACAAGAGAAUCUCUUGAAGCCAUUCUCAGAAAGGCUGUCACGUACAAUCCAAAAGCUGAAGUGUUAUGGCUUAUGGGCGCAAAGGAGAAAUGGCUGGCUGGUGAUGUCCCUGCAGCUCGGGCCAUCCUUCAGGAAGCUUAUGCUGCUAUCCCUAUUUCAGAGGAGAUCUGGUUAGCUGCAUUCAAGUUAGAGUUCGAGAACAAUGAACCGGAGAGAGCAAGAAUGCUUUUGACCAAGGCCAGGGAAAGAGGAGGCACCGAGAGGGUUUGGAUGAAAUCAGCAAUUGUUGAGAGGGAAUUAGGAAAUGUGAAUGAGGAAAGGAGGCUGUUGGAGGAAGGUCUGAAGUUAUUCCCCUCAUUUUUCAAAUUGUGGUUAAUGCUUGGACAGAUGGAAGACCGGAUUGGCCAUGUAGGGAAGGCAAAGGAGGUUUAUGAGAAUGGACUCAAACACUGCCCUGGUUGCAUCCCUCUUUGGCUCUCGCUAGCUAGUCUAGAGGAGAGGAUAAAUGGCUUGAGUAAGUCGCGCGCUUUCCUCACCAUGUCAAGGAAAAAGAAUCCAGCUACACCUGAACUAUGGCUUGCAGCAAUUCGAGCUGAAUUGAGGCACGGGAACAAAAAGGAAGCUGAUUCUCUACUAGCCAAGGCAUUACAAGAGUGUCCAACAAGUGGCAUUUUGUGGGCUGCAGCUAUUGAGAUGGUGCCAUGUCCGCAACGCAAAUCAAAGAGCUCAGAUGCUAUAAAGCGAUGUGAUCAUGAUCCACAUGUCAUUGCAGCUGUCGCCAAACUUUUCUGGCAUGACAGGAAGGUUGAUAAAGCAAGGAGUUGGUUGAACAGAGCUGUUACUCUUGCUCCUGACAUUGGGGAUUUUUGGGCAUUGUACUACAAAUUUGAACUCCAGCACGGAAAUGCGGACACACAAAGGGACGUUCUGAAACGAUGCAUUGCAGCUGAACCAAAACAUGGCGAGAGAUGGCAAGCUAUAAGCAAGGCUGUUGAGAACUCACAUCAACCAGUUGAUGCCAUCCUGAGGAAAGUUGUUCUGGCUCUUGGUGCAGAAGAAAAUCCCAAUGCUGCAGAACCCUAGUCCUUACUGUUUCGAUAAGGUCAUCCAAAUAUCGGGCUGAAGAGUUAUAGAUGACGGUGCGCCAGAUAAAUGCUCCUUGUAGUUUAUUCAAGAUGCCCUAAGCCCCCGACUGAUGAUUGUAUCAUGCAUAUCUGGUGGAGACCCCAAAAUCAUUUAUGCCAAGCAAGCGGUGUUGAUACUCAUUUAUACCAAGCGAGCGAGCUGGUGAUCUCAUAUGUGCACUGCAAGAUUUCUGGGAAAUUGGUUCAGCUGGCUUUUGGUGAUAGGAGGUCUGUCAUGUACCGAAAGCGCCUUGUUGUAACUUUAAAAGAGUUAAUGAUCAUCAACCCACUAAUGUGCUUGUAUUCUGUAUUCCGGUACAGUAUGUUACAAGAUUUUAAUGUUUGGAAUGCAUUUACGAAGUGGUCUGUUUGUUACCUGACGCAUUAUAUUUGCUCACCUUUGUGGUAAAAAGUUAUUCUUCUUCUA